Homalodisca vitripennis (glassy-winged sharpshooter) is the source of this 937-nucleotide messenger RNA. Its product is annotated as glutathione S-transferase 1-like. The record is from RefSeq and is a predicted model, not a curated record. The coding region runs from base 163 to 813 and encodes 216 amino acids. Gene Ontology annotation, molecular function: glutathione transferase activity. The transcript has 6 exons. Gene Ontology annotation, biological process: glutathione metabolic process. NCBI's taxonomy places the organism in Eukaryota, Metazoa, Arthropoda, Insecta, Hemiptera, Cicadellidae.
GUCUCGCGAUCUGUAGCAGGCGUUGUCGGCGAGGUCGUUCACUCUACUUGGUCGCAGCGUGCAGUCGAGGUUCGCAUUUGAUCGACUCCGCUAUUUCUACACCUGCGCCACCACCCGGUCGUGAUUGAGUCAGUUUUUGGAUCUUGAAAUUUUCACAUUGCAAUGGGUAUUGAUAUCUACUACACCCCAGGCAGCCCUCCCAGCCGAAGCGUGGUGUUGGCAGCCAAAGCUUUGGGAGUCGAUGCCAAUCUGAAACUGCUUGACCUCAUGAAGGGGGAGCACCUCAAACCUGAAUAUCUCAAAAUUAACCCACAACACCUUGUCCCAGCUCUUGAUGACAAUGGAUUUGCUGUCACUGAAAGCCGAGCUAUCAUUACGUACUUGGCAGAAAAGUACGGUAAGGACGACUCGCUGUACCCCAAGGAUGUACAGAAGAGAGCUUCUGUCAACCAAAGACUGUACUUUGAUGCCACAACAAUCUACCAGGCAUUCGCAGACUUAUAUUACCCUAUUAUGUUUGGUGGAGCUCCCUUUGACAAUGAAAAGAAGAAGAAGCUCGAUGAUGCAUUUGGUUACCUGGACUUGUUUCUGAAAGACGGAAAGUGGGUGGCUGGAGACAAUCUUACUUUGGCAGACAUCGCUCUGGUGGCUACCGUCUCUUCCGCUGAGGGUGUAGGCUUCGAGGUGAGCAAGUACCCCAACGUUGCCAAGUGGCUGGCCAAGGCCAAAACCACAGUUCCCGGAUAUGCAGAACUCAAUGAGCCAGGUGUGCAGAAACUGAAGGCCAUUUAUGAAGCAUCGAAGAAGUCAUAAUCAACUACUUUUUUAUAAAAUUCAUCAUUUUUUUAUUAAGGUUACAAGUUUUAGUCUAUAGAAAAAACUAUAUCUUCUUUGUUAAAACAUGUGAUACAUUUAUAUAAAGACGUUUUUAUGAUUA